CAGUAACAACAUACGUCAGUAAAUAUUUAUUUCGUAACGUUUUUGGGCUAGUACUUUUCGCAUAUAUUAAAUAGUUAUCAAUUCGUAUCAGAAGAAAAUCAAAGGAAAACAAAAAAAGUUUCUUAAAAUGGCUUCUUUCAAAUAUAUCAUCGUAUUUUCCUUAGUAAUGAUGAUGUUGGCGUAUACUUAUGCCAAACCUAGUCGUGAAGAGUCGACUACUCGCCCUGGCGAAUCCACUACUAAAGCGCCUGGUGGUAGUGGUGGUCUUGGUGCUUAUGCCGAAUCCACUACUAAAAUGUCUGGUGAUAAUGGUGGUCUUGGCGAAUCCACUACUAAAGCGUCUGGUGGUAGUCGUGGUUUUGAUGCUUAUGCCGAAUCCACUACUAAAGUGUCUGGUGAUAAUGGCGAAUCCACUAGUAAAAUGCCUAGUGCUAGACAUGGCUAAACUACACAGAAUUGAUAAUAAAAUCACAUGGAAAAACGUGAUGCAGGAUCUUCAACAAUGGCGUCAUAUAAUUAAACUAUGGAAUCGUUUAAUAAUAAUAGAUUUCCAAGUCUAAUUAACAAUAAGAGGACGUCAUUUUUUGCUUUUAAUCUAUUCUCUUCUCAAUGCACAUUUAUCAGUAUUAAAAAUAUUUUGCUGCACUAAUAUUUAACUAUAAAAUAUCAAAAUAUGAUAAUUUCUGAUUAAAUCAUGUUUGGUAACUUUACUAUGGUGAUGGGCUUACUGUAAAAAUAAAAGAAAAUAUUGAUGAUAUCAUAACAUUA
Wasmannia auropunctata (little fire ant) is the source of this 768-nucleotide messenger RNA. RefSeq lists its product as uncharacterized. The record is from RefSeq and is a predicted model, not a curated record. Bases 128 to 445 code for a protein of 105 amino acids. The transcript has 4 exons. NCBI's taxonomy places the organism in Eukaryota, Metazoa, Arthropoda, Insecta, Hymenoptera, Formicidae.